Messenger RNA from Coccinella septempunctata (seven-spotted ladybird), 744 nucleotides. Its product is annotated as craniofacial development protein 2-like. The transcript has a single exon. The coding region runs from base 1 to 744 and encodes 247 amino acids. Lineage: Eukaryota; Metazoa; Arthropoda; Insecta; Coleoptera; Coccinellidae. Gene Ontology annotation, molecular function: catalytic activity. The record is from RefSeq and is a predicted model, not a curated record.
AUGAAUAUAAUAUCAGUGUAUGCACCAGAGGACAAUAAACCCAAAAAGGAGAGAGAACUCUUUUACGAUCAACUACAAGAAACUAUAGAACGUCAACCUGCAAAUGAAACAAUGAUCGUUCUUGGAGACUUCAAUGCACGUAUUGGAAGUGAAAUCAUACCAGGAAUAAAACAGCGAUUUAAUGAGGACGUGAUAAAUAGUAAUGGAGAACUCCUGAUAAAUUUGUGCACAUUGAGCGAGCUAAGAAUGAACAACACCUUCUUUCAUCAUAAAGCCCAACAUAAGUACACGUUUGAAAAUUCAAGAGGGCAAAGAUCGACCAUUGACUAUAUAUUGAGCAACAGGCAUAUACAUCCUGCUCAAGUACGAGACGUCAGAACUUUAAAUUCAGCUAAUGUCAAUAGUGAUCACAGGCUACUGAUGGGAAAAAUUAAACUAAGGUUACCCCUAAAAAGAAACAACAAAACGAACAGAAAAGAACAAAAACUGAACGUAGAAUCCCUAUGGCACGACUCCACAAAAGAUUUAUACCAGCGAAAACCACAGGAAAAAAUAGAAACAAACCAAAUAAAUUCGAGAGACGAUGUCGAUGUUUGCUGGCAAAAGUUGAAGACCAACAUCGAAGAAGCUGCGAACGAGGUACUUGGCAAGCGCAUGAUAAAUAUGGACAAGGGAAUUAAUAGAACCCCCUGGUUUACCAACGAAAUAAAAUCUACUCAGUACAACAUUAAAAUUAAUAACUAA